AGUUCUUGUGACAUCUAGUGGAUUUACAUCUAGCUGUAGGGUGUUAACGUUUGUGUCUCUUUGCUGAGUGAGGAAGUUUGCGAGGAAAUUAUCGGAUUUAUUGAAGGAACAUGGAUUCCGCAGGCCGAAAGGUCGUUGUUUGCGACAACGGAACUGGGUUUGUCAAGUGUGGAUUUGCAGGCUCAAACUUCCCAGCACAUAUUUUCCCUGCUUUAGUAGGAAGGCCGAUAAUUCGUUCAACAACUAAAGUAAAUGACAUCGAAGUCAAGGAUUUAAUGGUUGGCGAUGAUGCAAGUUUAUUACGUUCCAUGUUAGAAGUGAAUUAUCCAAUGGAAAAUGGUAUUGUUCGGAAUUGGGAAGACAUGAUACAUUUGUGGGACUAUACUUUUGGUCCAGAAAAACUUGACAUUGAUCCAUCAAAUUGUAAAGUUCUGCUUACGGAACCACCGAUGAAUCCAAGCAAAAAUAGGGAGAAAAUUUUAGAGGUAAUGUUUGAAAAGUAUCAAUUUCAAGGAGUGUAUAUCGCAAUUCAAGCAGUUCUUACUUUAUAUGCACAAGGUCUUCUAACCGGUAUUGUUGUUGACUCUGGGGAUGGUGUGACACACAUUUGUCCUGUGUAUGAAGGAUUCGCACUUCCUCAUUUAACUAGAAGAUUGGAUGUGGCUGGAAGGGAUAUUACUAGAUAUUUGAUCAAGUUACUUUUACUACGUGGGUAUGCAUUCAACCAUUCAGCGGAUUUUGAAACAGUUCGAAUGAUGAAAGAAAAAUUGUGUUAUGUUGCGUAUGACAUUGAACAAGAACAAAAGCUUGCAACAGAGACCACUGUAUUGGUUGAAUCAUAUAAGCUGCCUGAUGGUCGGAUUAUCAAAGUUGGUGGUGAACGUUUUGAAGCAGCAGAAGUACUUUUCCAACCCCAUCUCAUUAAUGUAGAUGCUGUGGGCGUGGGAGAAAUGCUGUACAAAGCUAUUCAGGCUGCAGAUAUUGACACCAGGUCUGAAUUCUACAAGCAUAUUGUCUUGUCUGGUGGAACUACCAUGUUUGCAGGCCUGCCAUCUAGAAUGGAGAGAGAAAUCAAACAAUUGUAUUUACAAGGAGUGCUGAAGGGUGAUACAUCCAAAUUAUCGAAUCGGAAAUUCAAAAUUCGUAUAGAGGAUCCACCUCGCAGAAAGCAUAUGGUAUUCCUGGGAGGAGCUGUGUUGGCUGAUAUUAUGAAAGACAAAGAUUCAUUCUGGAUGAGCAGGCAAGAGUAUCUAGAAAAGGGGUCACGUGUGUUGGAAAAAUUGGGUGUAAAGAAGUGAUGUCAACUGAUCAUUUUUUAAAGUGAGGGAUUUCACUCGCCUUGAUAUUCUUUUAUCUCUUUUCGGAUGGAAGCCGAUUCAGAAUCCUAUUACUUUACAGAAAUAUUAUGAUUUUAUUACUAGGCAUUGUAUCUUAAUAUUAUUCCAUUUUCUAUGAAAUUGUGCAACUAUAUAUAUAUCGGAAGCAAUUCAAGACAGUAAUGUAGAUUGUUGACCAUCUCAGUUGUGAUGCAAAACUGGAUUAUUUGUGAUCUACAGAUUAAAUAAUUAAAUCUGUUAUUAACAUCAACUUCUUUCAAUCUAUUCUCAAGUGAAAUUGGUCAUAUUAUUAUUCUCAUUGUAUGCGAUAAUCAGCAUUUUAUGAUUUGUUAAACAAUUGAAAUUAUGGAGUUUUUACUGUUUAUAAUUAAAUUUAUCCUCGUAAGGUAAUCAUUGAAAUUAUUAACCAUCGUGAAAUUUUGGGAUUGUGUUAGGGUGUUAAAACUUCGGACACUUCAUUGUAGAAUUUUUUGAUGGAAGAAGAUUUUUAAAAUCUUGUGUGGCACGAAAUCUUUGUAUCCUCCUCACGUCAAUUAAUUUUUAGUAAUUAUGCCUCAAAACUGCCUAAUUUAUCAUGUUUGAGAAUGAGAUAUUAUUCUCAUAUGUUUGUAUCCGUUGGCAGUGCUUUCUGAUUUGCAGAGUAAUAUCGGCCUAUCUGAAUUGAUUUUCAGAUAGUUAGAUGUUACUGAUAAACGGCAUUGGUUUCAGUGUUUUAUAAAUGCACAAUGUUCAGAAAAACUAGCUUCCUGACAUGACAAAAAUGUAGCUGCUUUCAUUACACCCAGGAGGAAAUCUGGAACCUUUCAGUUAAUACAUUCCCAGACUAAAUAUGAUGGUCAAGUUUACUGGCGUAUAGACAUUAUCUUAUAUAUUUUUAGUAAUAAUUCCGUAAGGCUUUUUAUUGAGUUCUACCAAGAGUUCAUCUUUAGUUUCGGAACAGCAGUAUAAAUUUGGAUUCUAACAACUGUUGAGAUACAAAAUACAACAAAAACUGCUGGUCUUUUCACUUGCAUAUUUUUGAAAUUUGCUUUUCUGGAGAUUAUUAUUGGUAAUUAUCAAUCUCAUGAAAAAAACAAUUUGGAUUCUAGUCUUCAGCCAGUGCUUAGAAGCCCACUAGCAGGGGAUUUGUAAUUCCUCUCUGUUUUUGUAUAUUAUGCUUAUGUUAUUAUUAAUAUUGUUAUUAUAUAACUGGAAUAUGAAUCAAUUGAGGAAUAAAAUGUUGAUUAUGCGAUUCUUGAA
Molecule: messenger RNA, 2576 nt
Organism: Styela clava
Lineage: Eukaryota; Metazoa; Chordata; Ascidiacea; Stolidobranchia; Styelidae
Source: RefSeq, a predicted model, not a curated record